AUGGACGCCUUCAAAUCCGCCAACCAGGACCAUAUUGUCCAAGCUUAUGAAAAGUUACUGGCCGAUGAUCAAACCAAGCUUUUGGCUCAGAUUUCCAACAUCGAUGACCCUGUCAGACUCGUGGAAACCGUGAAAAGUGCUAUCCAGUUCUCUGCUUCGGCAGCAUCUAAGACUUUUUCCCAGCUUCCUGCUAGCUCCACAGGUUCAACCUUGGAAGAUAGUGAAGAUUUGGCCAGGUGGUCCAAAAUCGGCUUGGACGCCAUUUCCAGAAAUGAAGUGGCCGUGUUGCUUUUGGCAGGUGGCCAAGGCACGCGUUUGGGCUCCAGUGACCCCAAGGGCUGCUUCAACGUGGGAUUACCUUCAGGCAAAUCUUUGUUCCAGAUCCAGGCCGAGAAGAUCAGAAAAGUCCAGCAACUUGCUGGCAAAGGCGGCAAGGAUGCUACCAUUCGUUGGUACAUCAUGACCUCUGGCCCCACCAGAGAGGCUACCGAGCUGUUUUUCAGCGCCAACAACUACUUUGGCUUGCAGAAGGACCAGAUCGUCUUCUUCGACCAGGGAACGUUGCCUUGCUUCAACUUGUCUGGCACCAAGAUCUUGAUGGAGACGCCUUCGUCACUCUGUGAGUCACCAGAUGGUAACGGAGGCUUAUACAAGGCCCUUGACAAGGCCAAAAUUUUGCAGGAUCUCCACCAGAAGGGAAUCAAGCAUCUUCACAUGUAUUGUGUGGACAACUGUCUAGUGAAAGUGGCCGACCCUGUGUUUGUGGGAUUUGCCAUUGACAGAGAGUUUGAUUUGGCUACCAAAGUCGUGAGAAAGAGAGAUGCCAAUGAGCUGGUCGGGCUCAUCGUCUUGGAGGAAAAUACCAACAAACCAUGUGUCAUUGAGUACAGUGAGAUUCUGAGAGAAUUGGCUGAGAAGAAGGACCCACAGGACUCAUCCAAGUUGUACUUACGUUCGGCCAACAUUGUCAACCACUACUAUUCUGUUUCACUUCUUGAGAAGAAGCUUUGUCUGUGGAUUUCAUCACAGGAGUACUUGCCAUUCCAUAUUGCCAAAAAGAAGAUUGCAUGUGUGGAUUUGGUGACUGGCGAACAGGUGAAACCUUCGGAGCCUAACGGAAUUAAGUUGGAGCAGUUUAUUUUCGAUGUUUUUCCCUCAGUGGACCUUGAUAAGUUCGGGUGCUUGGAGGUAGACAGAAAGGAGGAGUUUAGUCCGUUGAAGAAUGCCGUGACCGCUGCCAACGACAACGCCAACACGUGUAAGAAGGCGUACUUGGAGUUGGGAACCAGUUGGGUUAAGAAAAAUGGUGGAAUCGUUCCUGACGGAGCAUUGGUGGAAGUUUCCAGUCUUAGCAGUUACAGUGGAGAAGAUUUGGACUUUGUUAAGGGUCGUGAGUUCCAGGAUGGCGACAAGAUAUAG
This is a messenger RNA of Sungouiella intermedia, 1419 nucleotides long. The record is from the annotation of a GenBank genome assembly. NCBI's taxonomy places the organism in Eukaryota, Fungi, Ascomycota, Pichiomycetes, Serinales, Metschnikowiaceae.